CAAAGUUCAUUGGAGACCUUCCGUACCGUGCACGAUCUUUUGAGUUACAUCAGAUUUCGAAGUCAGUAGACGCGCCUUGCUGUGUUGGAGUUGUGUGUUUCCGCGUGAUUGUUAAUAGUUUAAAUUACAGUGUUAGCCGUACGUAACAUUGAAAAAUUCUUCAAUCAUGAGGUUGUGGACGUCACAUCACACUUUUGAUCAUCCAUGGGACACAGUAGUGAAAGCAGCAUGCAGAAAGUAUCCGAACCCUUUGAAUCCAUCUGUUCUGGGAACAGAUGUCAUCGAUAGAAAUGUCAAGGACGGUGUCCUUUAUUCUCACAGAUUAGUCACAACACAAUGGCGUUUUCCUACAUGGAUAUUACCGUUCUUUGGACAUCGAGGACCAUACUAUGCUAGCGAAUGGAGCGAAGUCAAUCCAGAAUCUAAAGAGAUGGUGGUCAGGACGGUAAAUAUAAGCCUAGGCAAGCACGUUUCGGUUGGUGAAGUAGUUACAUAUUCACCACAUCCAGAGAACCCGGAUACAACGCUCCUCACUCAACAGGCAGUAAUUUCUAUCCAAGGCGUACCUCUUAUUGAUCACCUGGAGAGGCUACUGACAAUGACCAUCGAACAAAAUGCAAAUAAGGGACGGCAAGCCGUGGAAUGGGUCAUCGAGAAGCUGCAAUCUGAAGUAAAAGAUAUCGCGUCUUCCGCCGCGAAGUCUACAGACGAUUUGCUUAAUCAAACGCGUCGUCAGUUCGACGACAUCACGAAUAUUACAAAACAGGGCAUGGAAGAUAUUCAGAAUGUAGCGAAAAAAUCAUUUGAUGAAUUUCAGAAUUUGACUGUACCCCCACCAUCUCAGUCGAUACCGAAAUUAUAGCUAAUAUAUCACGUUAGCUUCAAUCUCUUUAACUAAUGCUAUGUAGAUCUUCGAUGGAACGAUUGUACGUGAAAUAAAAAGUAGUUCGACGUGAAACAAUUCCCUUUUUCGGGUUUUCGUGCGGACCAUUCCAGAAGAAUGAGAAUAAUUAAAUAAAUAAAUUUCUGUAUUACUGCCUAAUAAUUAUGAAGUCAUUGUACAAUGACUGAAUGAUUUAUUUUACACAGGUGUAAUUAAUUUAGAUUAUUUUAGAGAGUGCAGUAGAAACAAAGUAUUCAAGUGAAUGUUUCGUGCAAGUAUCAGAAAUAUUUUUAGAACGUAGAGAAAAACUAAACCAAUAGCAAUAGUUAUCGAAUGUGCAAACAGAAGUAGAUACAUAUGUGUGUCGAGGUAUCGUAAACGAACGGACCAGUGAAAGUACAAACUUAUGUUUGUUCAGUAAUCUGUACACGAAGGGGAAUAUAUUGCGUCGCCAAUCGUUCCACGGAAGUGGCUUUAGUAAAAGAGGAUGUAGCUGCGGCAAAAGAUGAAAGUGUUUAAGUGAAAUGUUUGACAACAUCGCUAUUUAAUACUGACGAUUUUUUUGAUCUAUUAUAAAGCUUUGUCAAACGGAAGCAAACCCCUUAAACAGAAUAACCAAAAAACGUAUGAACGCAUAGUAUUUGCAAGGUAAAUAUAAUGUCUGUGUUGUGUACGAGAUUCGAUGCUCGAUAAACAUUUACGAUGCACUUAUCUAUCUCUUUAGUUUUAUUAUCGUUUGAGUGUAACUCAUGUCGAAUACUUUAGGACAAUGAUGUCACUCGUUUAUGCACUUUAAAGCGUGCUUAAGCCCGGUAUAUACUUCAUAGCCCGGUAUUUAAGUUUAAUUUUCGCUGUGUCGCAAGUAAUAUCAACCAAACUUAUUUUUCCCAUGGAUGCUAAGUAACUGGUUUAAUUAUUUAACUUAAUAAUAACUAUUUUCACGCGAAGCUUAUGCAGUAAUUACAGUGAUAUAGUCGAACAACUUAGAAAGUCAAACGAAAUUUAAAUUAUAAAAUGACGCAGCAAUAUGCAUAUACAUCAAGUAUUGUAACAGUUAGUGCACAGAUUUCCAUGUCAAUUGAUCUGAAUGACAGCUCGGGUUCGUCUACUCAUCUACUCAAAUAAUGUUAAACAGUAAACCCAAACGCUGAAAUAUACCUACUUUUAAAGCAA
Ceratina calcarata is the source of this 2056-nucleotide messenger RNA. RefSeq names its product PRELI domain containing slowmo (gene slmo). The transcript has 5 exons. Lineage: Eukaryota; Metazoa; Arthropoda; Insecta; Hymenoptera; Apidae. The record is from RefSeq and is a predicted model, not a curated record. The coding region runs from base 167 to 862 and encodes 231 amino acids. Gene Ontology annotation, cellular component: mitochondrial intermembrane space.